AUGGCGAAGGAGCCGCUCGAUUCCGAUCGAGUCAACUAUCUGAUUUGGAGGUAUCUGAUUGAAUCUGAUUAUCGAGAGACCGCCGUACGUCUCCAAAAGGAGUGGAACAAAGAAGAUCCGCAGCAGCUGCCAUUCGCAAACCAUGUAGAGAAUCACAGCCUAGUGGCGAUGCUUAACAGCGGCCUCCUGUACAGCGCGCAACACCGCGAAGCAACAAAGAAUCAUGAUGAUGGCGCGCAGGUUGAAUCUGGGUUCUUCGGCCCUCUGGUGCCAUCAUCGCAUCCGGCACCUGACCAGGAUAUUGAAAAUGCCAGAAAACGCCCCAUCGACCUCGAACAUCCUCAGAAUCAAUCAGGCCCACCAGGAAAGAAAGCUCGACUCAGCAAUGGCUAUGAAAAUGGCUUCGAUGCAACCCCGAUGGACAUUGACGAGGAGCAGAAUGCCGACGAGAAUGCCUAUCCGUCUCCCGAACAGCUGCCCUCUCCAGCUGUAGCCACCAAUGGACCUGAGCAAGGCACUCAGAUGGAGAAGACUGAUGAUCUCUCUCAGAGAACGAACUUCUUAGAGCUCUCAGAAGAUCCAUCAACGAACAAUACAGUUGUUCUCCAUUGCGAGUUUAAUCCUCGAAAUCCCAUGAUCUUGGCGGCUGCGGGUACUGAUGCACUAGCACGGUUGUGGACGCUCUCGAGUCCUAAACCCGACACAUGUUCCGACAGCCCCGAAAAGCCUGUCUCUGCGGAUUUUACCCCACUGCUGGAUAGCAACACGCCUUCGUCCAUCACCAUAACCUCACUGUCAUGGUCGUCCGAUGGUUCAACUAUUGCCCUCGCAAGUGAACCGACCGAUGAAGGAACCGCCAAGAUUGAAUUCUAUGCUAUCGACGGCUUACUAAUUCAUUCGUUCAGCGCCUUUGAUUCGCCAGUAGUAUGCCUGCGUUGGAACCCCUCAAACACUGCUUGCCUCGCAAUAUCGCCCCAAGAUGAACUCAGAGGAUGUCUUUUCACCGUGAUGUGUCUGGCCUCUGGAGAACGAGUGACAUUCUCUCUACCCAACCAUGUCCUUCACGACCAGUAUCUAGAUGCUGCUUGGAUCACCGACGAUGAAUUUGCCGUUUGUGGCGGCACCAUCCUCCGUACCUUUUCUUAUUUCCAGGGCGAAAAAAAGAUCUCCCCACUAAGAGCAUUUGAUACACGUCCCGAGGACACCUUUUCUAAGGUCAUAUAUGACUCGCAUUCUCACCGACUAGCCACCGCCAGCGAGUCUGGAACGGUCGACGUUUUUACUGCGGAAGGUCAGCGUCAAACGUUCAAUGCACAUCAAAGCUUGAUCACUUGUCUCAGCUGGCAACCACUGAAGGCUCCCCGUCAGCUCGACGGUUCUGAGCGUUUGCUGGUAUCAGCUGGUGACGAUGGAGCUAUCAGCAUUUGGAACGUGCUCUCGCCAGAUGCGAAACCAAAGGCAUCCAUCACGAUGAAUUCAGCUGUUGUGGCGCUCUCUUUCAGCCCUGAUGGAGCUUUUAUUGCUGGUGGCACGAAUCAACAAGUCAUGAUAUGGGACGUAACCGAGACUAACCUUCCUCGUGCAAUCUGGACUAGAGUUCGUGAAGCAGGAUGGGAAACUCCACAGUCUCAUGACUCUGGUACAGAAGAAGACCAAUUCUCACUUAGCUGGGAUGCGAAUGGAGAGAGACUUGCUUACGGUGUCAAUAGCAGACUUGCCGUGAUCGAUUUUCGGCCGUGA
Mollisia scopiformis is the source of this 1740-nucleotide messenger RNA. Its product is annotated as WD40 repeat-like protein. The record is from RefSeq and is a predicted model, not a curated record. The transcript is spliced from 6 exons. Gene Ontology annotation, cellular component: Set3 complex. Gene Ontology annotation, molecular function: transcription corepressor activity; protein binding. Lineage: Eukaryota; Fungi; Ascomycota; Leotiomycetes; Helotiales; Mollisiaceae. The coding region runs from base 1 to 1740 and encodes 579 amino acids. Gene Ontology annotation, biological process: regulation of transcription by RNA polymerase II.